AGAGAGAGAGAGAAAGAGAGGGGUGUUUCUGUACUAUGACUAGUCCUCUUUAUGUUCUCAAAGAUGUAUAUCACGAAAUCUGGACGAUCGCUUUGGAAAUACACUUUGUUUUUCACUUUUCUUCAGCUUUGGGGAAGAAUAUCAGCCUCCACCUCUCCUCCAAAUCUUCCAGCUCCUGUUCUUGAGGUCUUGUCAAGAUCUAGCACCUCUGUGGUCCUGGUGUGCCGGGCUCCAGUGGGCCACCAUGGAGUUUUAUUCAUGUUGUACAGGAUGAGAGAACAGGUGGACUCUCAGGAGCACCAACCUGGUACUCAGGAGGUUCACUUCUCUGUCAGCAUGAAGGAUAGCAGCCUGGAUGAACGUGAGCUUUUUUGCUGUCUUUAUAAAAAUAAUCAAGGAUUCUACAGUGCAUUCAGCCCCUAUUUACAGCUGGAUCACAAUCAAGACUUGCUUCCUGUUCCCACCCUCCUUCUGCAGCAGCAGACAGACAUGUGGCAUUUGGUAUGCAGAGGGUCUCCUGCAUACCCUGGGGCUGUGUUCUCCCUCUACCUUGUGGGUAGUGUCAUCCCCGUUACAACUCACCACGCGCACUGGAACAGCCAUCAAGCCACCUUUCCAGUACCUGUCCAGGACAGUCUAUUGGCUCAUUACCAGUGCCAGUACAGUGUCCUCCUGGGAAGUAAAUGGGCCAACUCUGAACGCAGCCUGCCUCUGGAUGUAGUUAAAGGAAUUUCUCCUCCGCCAGAACCAGAAGCAUCUGGUGUGGACUGGCCUCUGGUGCUCGGCUCAUUGUCCGCUGUGGUUUUAUUCUUGUGUUCGGUGGCUCUUACCAUCGUGGUGGCACACAGGAAAGUAAAAGCAUCAGCUGAGGAAAAAAAGAAAAGGCAGGAAGCACAGUUUUGGGCUCAAGUCCAUUCUAAGGACCAUGUGAUUGAUCUUACACUCAGACGUUCAAGCUUCAUAUCUCAGCCUGUAGAAAACCUCGCACUGUCAAUUCAAGCCCGCAUGUAUUCCUCAUUAGUGUUGUCACACUGCUUUCAUUAGCUAUAAUCACAUUAAUUAGCUUGUUGAAAGGCUCUCUUUAGGCUAACGAUUCUUCUUGUGCUUUUUCUGUAAAUGUCCACAAUGCCCACACACUCACGUCAGGUCUGGGAGCGUGCGACGGUGUCAUGCAUAGCCCACAUCAUGGAACGGCCUCAGGCUGUAGAUGGCAACCACAAAGGCAGACAACCAGUCCACACCACUUGUCAAAAGUCUAUGUCGCAAUCAGGUUAAAUAUGUUGUGUCCGCUUUGCCUUCUCCAGUCACUGGGAUCCUCAACACUGAGGAAAAACACACGUGGGACAUGACCAAAAGUCAUAGCUGUCAUUCUCUCACAAAGCAAGUGAUACGUUUCAUCUUAGUCACCCUCAGUAACCAUUCAUUUGACACAAAAUCAUACACAAGAAUCCACCAAAUAGACAGAAUACAACAGACAUUAGUCAUUUGCUUCUGUCAUUAGUUAGCGCCAACGUCUCACAACCACAUAGUACAUAUAAGAAGCACUAGGACACUAAAGACUUGGACCUUGAUUCACCUAUAAAGGUAUUGGCAUCACCAAACAUGUCUGCCCAGCAACCUCAUGACUAUGUAAGAUCUUUCUGCUGUCUCUUAAUCUCAAAGGUCGAGGGCCCAAAGACAUGAACGUCAGAGUGGAGAUAAAUGAACUUGACUACAAAUUCAAUGCAGAUAGAUACACUUCUAGAUCCUUGUCUUGAUCCAGAGCAAUCGCAAACUCAGACACUCCCCUGAUUCAACCUUUUAAAGGGCCUUUCAC
This is a messenger RNA of Thalassophryne amazonica, 1816 nucleotides long. RefSeq lists its product as uncharacterized. The coding region runs from base 52 to 1044 and encodes 330 amino acids. The record is from RefSeq and is a predicted model, not a curated record. The transcript is spliced from 10 exons. Lineage: Eukaryota; Metazoa; Chordata; Actinopteri; Batrachoidiformes; Batrachoididae.